Neoarthrinium moseri is the source of this 894-nucleotide messenger RNA. RefSeq lists its product as uncharacterized. The record is from RefSeq and is a predicted model, not a curated record. Lineage: Eukaryota; Fungi; Ascomycota; Sordariomycetes; Amphisphaeriales; Apiosporaceae. The transcript is spliced from 2 exons. Gene Ontology annotation, molecular function: zinc ion binding; nucleic acid binding. The coding region runs from base 1 to 894 and encodes 297 amino acids.
AUGGCGGCCCAGACGCCCCCGAAGGGCAUGUCCUCUAGACUGCUAACUAUGAAAUUCAUGCAACGAGCAGCCGCCUCAACUUCGUCGCCAGCCUCUAGUCCUAGCACUCCAAAGUCAGACGAGUCUUCCUCGAAGCGCCGCAAGAUAUCCCACGCGACCCCCACCACCACCAAGGACGAGCAGCUUGAGGUGCAAUCUCUGGUGGACCAGAAGGCCAUUCAGGCUGCUCUCGAAGAGGGCGAACGGAAACGCGAGGAAGCUCUCGUCAAGCAUGCCGCGGAGCUCGGCGAUGCCAGAUGGGUUCUCAACGUGAGCGAGAAUACGUCGAGCUCGGGCAGCCAAGCUCAGAGGCCGCUGCAGAUAGUCCAGGUGGGAUAUGCCCAGAUCGAUGCUCCUGAUGCUUCGGAGGACCGGGCAAGCUCAGAUGAAGACCCGCUUGGCCGAGUCCAACCGAUCCGCCGUUACAACAUGGGUAAGAAGAAGGGCGCCAUUGAAGCAAAUGAUUCCGACGACGACGACGACUCCUCUGACUCUGAUUCAUCCGAUGCAAGCACAUCCGCAGAUGAAGGCCGUGACUCUCGAUCGUCACAGGGGAAACGGGAUCAUGCACGGACAAGCUCGUUAAACAGCAGACGAAGCGCCGAGAUAGCCAAAGCAAAAGAAUUUGCCGAAAAGAGAAGGAAAAAGGAAAUCAAGCUCAAUAAGGCAAGGCCCCAGGCCGCGGGCGGCUUGUCAUCAAUAUCCUCAGGAGGCGGCUCGAUGUCGAUGUCGCUGUCAUCCGGAGGACGUCCUCCCCCGCGGCAGGCUGGGUCUUUCUCCUUUGCAUGUCACAAUUGCGGCGAGACCGGUCACAAAGCUGCUGACUGCAAGAGGCCCAAACAACGCUCUCGGUGA